AUCUUUCAUCACUCUACUAAGUUAGCUUCACGUUGGGUGAAGAUAUAUGUAAAUGAGACAAUACAUAUCUAUCGGGUUAAGAGGACAUCAAGUUCUGUGAAUAAAGAAGUCGAUUAUUUUGAAUUAAUAAUCUUAAUUGGAUAACAGUCAACUACAAUAUGGAUUACAUAAGAGAAUUUGACAUAAGAUUAGAUAAAGAAAUGUUUUAUGCAGGAGAAAUUUUGGAAGGCCACGUGGUUUUAGACACAAUUGAAAAUUUCAAAUUGAAAUCAGUUAGAAUCGUCCUCAGGGGCAAAGCUCAUGCGGAAUGGCAAGUGUUGGUCAGCGGUGAUCGUUCAGCAAUAAAAGACGAUCAAUACUUCAUCGACAAUCGAUCACUAAUCUUCGGAAAAGUAGACCGGCAAGACGGUCCCGCUCCAAUUCUACCGCGUGGAAUUCACCACUUCCCGUUCAAGUUUCAACUUCCUCAAAGCUCGCUGCCGUGUUCAUUCGAGAGCAAACCCGGAUAUGUUAGAUACUAUAUCAAGGUCACACUCGACAUACCGUACGCGUCGCCUCCGCAAGGCAUGAAAUACUUUACUAUCAUAGGACCGCACAUUGACUGCAUGGAUGAUCAAUAUCUGAAGCCAAUAGGUGCGCUGGAAAAACGAACUAAAUGCUUUUUAUGCUGCAAAAGCAAUAAAAUAGUAUUGCAAUGCCUACUAGAGAGGUCAGCAUACGUAUGCGGCGAGGCGCUGAGACUAAAAGCCAACAUAAAAAACCAAAAUGAAAAGGACAUCAGACUUAAAGUCAGAUUACUGCAGAACGUACAUUAUUCGGUGGAACGCGGCAUGCUGGGCGUUCAAAAUCAAAAAGACGUCCAACACUCGGUGUUGGAGUACAUCGGCGAACCGAUACACACUGGAUGCGAGUCGCAAUGGGAUUCCGCCGACGGCCUGGUCCUGCCAGUGAUGCCACCUACAUUGAUCGGCAACUGCAGGCUGUUACAAAUAUAUUACCUACUCAAGGUUUGCGUGGAUUUGGGAAAGGGAGACGAAGACCUCAACAUAACGUUCCCGAUAACAAUAGCCACUGUGCCAUUCAGGAUACCAAACUGUAACAAGACUCCUCAAAUAUUUUACAGUGUCGCGUGCGAUCACGUGGAGGGCGGUAGGUAUAUCGGUCCUGAGUUUUUGCUGGGCGGUCACGUUUACGACGGGUCGCAGACCGAACAGAUCGUCCUGUACCGGCCGGUGUACGUGAGCGUACGUCAUCCGAACUGCAAUAAUUCGACGUCGGUGGCGGCGGAGACUGCGACGACGACGACGACUGGGACAACGACGACGACGACGACGACGACGACCGGGACGAUAACGACCGCGUGAACGAAUGCAAAUUCGACGGCGGCGGAUUUACGAUUUAUUUUAUUGUAGUUUAUUAUUUCUCCGGUCGACAGUAAAAGACGGUAGAACCGUCGCGUGUGCGUUUUCAGGGGGAGACGGGCAGUGCAAUUGAAUUAUUGCGAUUUGCAGCAUCAUCUACAGCAUUAUUCCUAAUGCAAUUCGAGGAUUAAAUUAUUAUUUAUAUGUUUAAUAUUUUAGAUUUGAGACACCCUGCACACGUGUAGAUGUUUAGUCUGCGCGUGUGCCUACACCUUACUGGUGUAUUUCGGUUUUAGCGUACCUCAGUUCGUCGCGGUAAAUUGGUUUCGGUGUACCUACCCCACUUCAUUAACCAAUUCAGCUGAGACGGGAAAUCCGCCUGUAGCCCCUGGUAUAAUAAUUUUAAACGUGGUCCAAACUCUUUCUUGUUAUCUCUAAAAGAACUAACUCUGAAACUGUCGCCAAAAUUGGUCCAUAAACUACAAGUAUACAAGCAUUGUUUUUUGUUGUACGUUUUAGUAACAAACGAUCAAUUAAAUAACAUUUUAUUUAUUUAAAAAAAAAAUCCCAAAAGGCUACCAUGGGUUUGAAUCUAUACAUAUACCUAGUUUAACACACUCACUUGAAAAUAUUGACUUUAUUGUUUUUGAUUUACGUAGUUCAGUGAUCUAGAAAUAAUAGUGCAAUAUUGCAAUCAAAAUGUAUAGUCGUGUAAAGCCUUUUGAAGUUCGAAUUUUAAACUAACGACACGCGUGUAGUUACAUAACCCUAUCGAUAUUUUAAAAAUUCACAAUAGUGUUAACAAUUAUAAUGAUUGUACGAUAUAAAGGUAUAAAUUAGG
Messenger RNA from Melanaphis sacchari, 2202 nucleotides. Its product is annotated as arrestin domain-containing protein 3-like. Lineage: Eukaryota; Metazoa; Arthropoda; Insecta; Hemiptera; Aphididae. Gene Ontology annotation, biological process: protein transport. The record is from RefSeq and is a predicted model, not a curated record. Bases 159 to 1364 code for a protein of 401 amino acids. Gene Ontology annotation, cellular component: cytoplasm. The transcript is spliced from 9 exons.